AGGCUGCGAGGCUCUGAAGAUAUAAUAAUAAUAUAGCACAUGCUUCGUUUUAAAUCGGUUAAGUAACUUGACGACGCUCCCUAACUACUACUUACAUCGCGAACUUUGCCCUUCGCAUGCUCACUGGCUGCCAUACAUUAGCAUGCAGUGCGUAAUAACAGGAGGACUGUGCACACUCAAAAGGAGCCACAUUAUCAGGGAAGUGCUCGUGGCUUGUAGAAACAUGUCGUCGUGUCCAGCUAAACGGCCUGUUUCCCUACUGGGGACGAUGGCUUUCGGAGGGCGAGCCGACGCCCAGCAGAGCCUGGAGAUGGUGAAGACUUUUCUGGGCAGGGGGCACAACAGAGUGGACACAGCCUUCAUGUACAUGGAUGGGAAGUCAGAGACGAUCAUUGGGGGCAUGAAUCUUCCUAAAACAGUAAGUAUAGCUACCAAGGCUAACCCCUGGGAUGGAAAGACACUGAAGCCAGAGAGUGUACGCUCCCAGAUGGAAACCUCCCUUCAGAGGCUGCAGACUGACUGUGUGGAUCUUUUCUACCUCCAUGCCCCUGACCACCAAAACCCAAUUGAGGACACUCUUAGAGCCUGCAAUGAACUCCACAAGGAGGGAAAAUUCAAAGAGUUUGGUCUUUCAAACUAUGCAUCAUGGGAAGUUGCUGAAAUCAUGUGCAUCUGCAGACACAACAACUGGAUUGUUCCCACUGUGUAUCAGGGAAUGUACAAUGCCACGACAAGACGGGUUGAGACGGAGUUGCUGCCAUGUCUGAGAAACUACGGAAUUAAGUUCUACGCAUACAAUCCUCUUGCAGGUGGCCUUCUGACAGGAAAGUACCAUUUUGAAGACAAAGAUGGCUCUCAGCCUACUGGACGCUUCUUUGGUAACAACUGGGCUAAAGCAUACCAGGACAGAUACUGGAAGUUGAGUCAUUUCCAGGCGAUAGAUUUGGUUCUAAAUGCCCUGGAGACAGCAUACGGCUCAAAUAAACCCUCCAUGACGUCUGCUGCGAUACGCUGGAUGUACCACCACUCUCAGCUAAAGGGCAAUCUUGGUGAUGGAGUCAUCAUUGGCAUGUCAAGUAUGGAGCAACUUCAGCAAAACUUGGCUGCUGCAGACGAGGAUCCUCUGGAUGAUCGAGUUGUCGCCGCCUUCAAUGAGGCCUGGAAUCUCGUUGCCCAUGACUGUCCAAACUACUUCCGCUAAAAAAAAAUGCAAUCUACUCAAACAAUAAUUGACAAAUACAAUGACAUUAUUAAACAGAUCAAUCUGUGACCAAUAAGUAUUAAAGCCUAAAGCACUUAAUUGUUGAUGUAUAAAUGUAAAAAAAUAAGAUUUCUUUCUUCUGGAGUUUUUUUUUAUUAUUAAACUUACAUUGAAAGAUAUUGUAUUUUUACAAAUCAAACUGUUAUUCCUACACACACGUGUAUAAAAUGAUUUUACAAGGCU
Molecule: messenger RNA, 1444 nt
Organism: Labrus mixtus (cuckoo wrasse)
Lineage: Eukaryota; Metazoa; Chordata; Actinopteri; Labriformes; Labridae
Gene: akr7a3
Product: aldo-keto reductase family 7, member A3 (aflatoxin aldehyde reductase)
Exons: 7
Coding region: 143-1201 (352 amino acids)
Molecular function (GO): oxidoreductase activity
Source: RefSeq, a predicted model, not a curated record